GGCGAGAGUGGGCGACCUCAUAUAGCUUGCGCGGGAGGUGGUUCCUUUAUUUGUUGUUGGUACUCGGCGUGACAGUGACGUGCCAGGGAACAACAUGCGUAUAUUACUGAUAUGUAUACUGUGCACAGUCACAGUUUUAGCGCAAUAUGACUCACCCACGCCACAGAGACUGCAAAUUCCCGGAGCAAUUGCUGUAGGCGGACCUACAAGACAAGGAGGCUUCAGACAAGGAAGAAUACAGGCGCCGGUACCUGGACUAAGGAUAAGGAGACCUCAAGGAAGGCCGUCAUUUAAAUCUGUAGAUGCUUCCCCACGGCCUAGUCUUCAGUCACUCGAUGAACCUUCCAAACCUGUCACUGAAGAACCUGAAGAGGAUUUAGAAAUCAAUACUCCCACUGCAUUUUCGCCCAAUAUUUUCUCAACAUCUGAGCCUCAGAACGACUUCUUUGAUAUUAUAACCACAACAUCUCAACCUAAACCGCCGAUUGUUUUUAAUCCAGCACCAUUCCCGCAGUCAACACCGUCAGUCGCGAGACCAGAGCCUAUCAGGCCAACACAGUAUAGGCCUUUGUUAGUACCACAGUCAUUUAACCCAAUAAGAAAUGAAUCACCUAAGCCCCAACCAGUAAGACUGCAACCCCUAUCGAGUAGACCUCAACGGCCUAUAUUCAGGCCAGAACCGAAACCAUUUAUCGAAGAAGAAGAACAAAUACAGCCUAUUAGACAAUACACACGACCACAAGAACCCAUCAACCGUGCUCCUGUAAAGAGCGCACCUCAAAGAUACAUCCCAUCGAACCCUCGAGAAAAGAAGCCUGUUGCACAAAUUAUUCGAAAAUACAGAGACGAAAACGAAGAUGGAAGCAUUACUUGGGGUUUUGAAAAUGACGAUGGAACUUUUAAAGAAGAGACAAUAGGAGUUGAUUGCAUCACACGUGGGAAAUACGGAUAUGUUGACCCAGACGGUUUAAAACGCGAAUACAAUUAUGAAACUGGCAUUGCCUGCGAUAAGACCAAAGAACAACAAGAAGAAAAAGGUUUCAUAGAUUAUCAAGAAAAUAAAGCUGUACUACCUAAUGGAAUCACAAUUGAUCUCGCUGCCAUGGGUAAGAAAUCCAAAAGGCCAUUCAGAUCACCUGUAAAUCACUAGGAUUAAGUAAUUUUAUAUUUAUUUUAGGGAAAAUCUAAUUGUAAGGACGUUUUAGUUAUGUCGUGAUUGAUGCAUCAGUGUUUUGUUAAAUACCUAGACGCAAUAUCAUCUCAAUCGUUUGACCGAUUGAGGGCAAGUGAAAUUAAAAAAAAUAAUUAAAA
Achroia grisella is the source of this 1311-nucleotide messenger RNA. RefSeq lists its product as uncharacterized. Lineage: Eukaryota; Metazoa; Arthropoda; Insecta; Lepidoptera; Pyralidae. Bases 95 to 1150 code for a protein of 351 amino acids. The transcript is spliced from 2 exons. Gene Ontology annotation, cellular component: chitin-based extracellular matrix. The record is from RefSeq and is a predicted model, not a curated record. Gene Ontology annotation, molecular function: structural constituent of chitin-based larval cuticle.